Messenger RNA from Doryrhamphus excisus (bluestripe pipefish), 2714 nucleotides. RefSeq names its product SH3 domain containing 19 (gene sh3d19). The record is from RefSeq and is a predicted model, not a curated record. Gene Ontology annotation, molecular function: protein binding. Gene Ontology annotation, cellular component: ESCRT-0 complex. Gene Ontology annotation, biological process: protein transport to vacuole involved in ubiquitin-dependent protein catabolic process via the multivesicular body sorting pathway. NCBI's taxonomy places the organism in Eukaryota, Metazoa, Chordata, Actinopteri, Syngnathiformes, Syngnathidae.
ACUGACCAUGUGGACCACCAGCGGCAGCUUUUGUCCUCUCUGAAGCCCCCCAGCACUCUUUUUCUUUUCAAACACCGAUGGCUGACCUGAGGCGGCAGGAGGACAGGGAGGAAGAGGAGGAGGAGAAGAAGGCGGAGACGGAAGAGGAGCAAGAAGGUGGUGUCCAGGGAAAACAAGCAGAUGCUUUGCCUUGCAGGCAACAGAAGAUCACCAUCAUCUCAGCAGAGCCGGCGGAUGCUAACAGCUGCUUCUCCGAAUCGUCUGUGCUCCUUCCUUCCUCCCAUCCAACAAGCUGCUCUGCUGGAAUCCAGGUGAUCAAAGAGAAGACCCAAGAGGAUCACAUCAUCCAGCCCACCGCAGCCCCCCGCCGCUCCUACAGGACCAGCACCAGGACCAGCACCAGGACCACCCAGACUGACCCAACGAGGAGCAAACAAUCUGAGGGACAAAAACCUCCAAAACCACCAAGACCGACCCCCCCCAGACGGACCGGUAAAGCUGGUCCACAGGAUUCAGAAGCCGAGUCAGAAUGUGCUGAUGAGUGGAGCAGAUCUGACGCUGUGCGCCGGGACGGUGCCGCAGAUUGGAGACCAACCCCUGUUCCUCUUCCCCGCACCAAGUCCAGACAGCACACAGAAGAUAAAGAUCAGGCAUUGGUCCACCUGGGUGAAGUGGCCAAUGACGUGGCGUCAGGUGCUGAUGCUGAGUCCUCCAGUGGAUAUUUGAAGGAGCUGCAAGAGGUCUUCAGGGAGGGGACACCAGGCGCACCGUCACUGGAGGAACCUUCUCACCUUGAGAUGAAUAAAAAUCCAGGAGAUAUCCGAGCUCGGAUCCAAGCCUUUAAGAGCCAGAGCGGCCCUGAGGACGGGAACCUGGCAGAAUCCACCAAACCCCAACCUCUUCCCAGAAAGACCACCAAGCCGCCGAUGUCCUCCAAACCCCCCAUGGCUGUGAGCUCGCAGUUGACCCACACGUUGGCCCCAUAUGUAGCCAGCCAAGCCCUUAUUCCGUUAGUGGCACCCGAGCCGAUGCCACCCUUGACCAGCCACGACGUGCAUGCACAAUUAGAGACGUUACCGGCCAAGGGUGGUCCCCCCCACCCACCACGCCCUGUGCUGCUGACCAGCCAAGGGGAGGAGCCUGCUGUACCUUUUCCUGGAAGAGCACCUGUGAAGCCUCCCAAGGAACUGCUGAAGGCCAACCUAAACAUCAACAACCACAACUCCACCUCCAUCUGGAACCACCACGACUCCCAUGUGGACCGUCCUUCAAAUCCCCCUCCUGGAGAGUCCGCGUCCAGGCCGGCUGUGACUAGAAGACCUACUACCAUCAGGGUCUCCAGCCAAACAGUGUCGGAGAGCCUUCAGGGUAAUCCUCCUCCACUUCCUGCCCAGAAGCCCGUAGGCUCCCUAAGGUCUACCAGCCUCCCAAAAGCAAAGUCCUCCGUCAGCAGUCCUGUACAGGGAUCUUUAGCACACAAACCCGCGCCAUCACUGCCACACGGGGCACAAAGUAGACCCAAACCACGACCACCUCCAGCCAAGCCCCCGCCCCACCACAUCCAAGCUGCAGCUCCAUUGGCUCACCCCCCCAAGCGAAUACCCGCCCUGCCCCCCAGGCCCAUCCCGGGCCACCGUCUUUACAACAAAUAUGUGCUGCCACGCCCUCGUGGAAUCACCACCUCUCACGUUAACAUGGGACAGCUCUCCUUCCAGGAUGACACACCACAGACCACAGACAGCAGACCAGGAAACCUGCUGAAGGUUCAAGUCCUGCAUGACUUCACGCCAGAGGGUCCAGGAGAGCUGGCUGUGAAGGCGGGUGACACCAUCGGCAUGGUGGAGAGGGUGGACGGUGAAUGGUACCGAGGAACUUUUCAAGGAGCCACCGGUUUCUUCCCUGUUAACUUUGUCAAAGUACUGCAGGAAACAUCCAAAAGCGUCCCUGAGAAGAAAAAGACGACAUCCUGUGUGAAAGUCAGUGGUCCAAGAUGCCUGGCCAGGUUUGACUUUCAGGGCGCCAACAGCCACGAGCUGACAUUCUCUGAGGGGGACGUGAUCCAGCUGAAGACCUACGUGGGCCGGGACUGGGCCCAGGGACAGAUGGGCGUCCAUACCGGAAUAUUCCCUCUGAACUUUGUAGAGGUCAUUGAAGAUCUACCCCCGCCUACCACACAGCAUGACAGGAUGCUACUUCCUGGCGUGGCAGAUCCUCCCCAAGCAGAAGCAGCCAAACCGGCUCAGGCCCCAGUGGAGUGGGCGGAGGCUUUGUACGCCUUUGAUGCAAAGUCCCCAGACGAGCUGUCAUUCAAGCAAGGUGACUGCAUCCUGCUUAGCGAGCACAUUGAUGGCCAGUGGAGCAGGGGGAGACUGGAGGACAGAGAAGGAAUCUUUCCUAAAGCCUUUGUACAAACAUACACUGCAGGCCCCAUGACGCUUGGUCAGCAUGCAGAAGGUUCCAGUGGAGUGAAGGGCAGGGCCAUGUAUGACUUCACAUCACACUGUGAUGAGGAACUCUCAGUGCAGGUUGGAGAUGUGAUCAACAAGCUGGAGUCCAUUGAUGAGGAAUGGUUCCUUGGCGAGUUGCGGGGGAAACAAGCUCUCGUUCCCAAAAACUAUGUACAAGUCAUGUGAUGUGAAGUAUUUCAAUGUGUUUCUAGGGGUCUUUGAUCAUUGUGGAAUAAAAAGGUAAAGUGCACCAUCUGGUGGCCUUUG